Messenger RNA from Adineta ricciae, 1521 nucleotides. NCBI's taxonomy places the organism in Eukaryota, Metazoa, Rotifera, Eurotatoria, Adinetida, Adinetidae. The record is from the annotation of a GenBank genome assembly.
AUGCUUAGUAGUAAAUAUGUUGAUUCAAGUGCAACUGGUGAUGCUAUUCAAGAAGGUGAUCAUACUAUUAUGGGAGGUCUCUUUAGUAGGCGAAAAACUCAGUAUGAUCCUAAUUUCUACAAUGAUCCAUACUAUCCGGGCGCACCAACGGGUCUACCAGGCCCGUAUUCCUAUGCGCCCGGGCCUGAUCCAUACGGAGGAUUAGGUGGAUAUGAACCCGAUCCGUACGGUUAUGGUUAUUAUGGAACUGAUCCAUUUGAAACUUACGGCGGGCCCUACGGACGUGGUUCAAAUUAUUAUGGUGGUCGAUAUGGCCGAGGUUAUAAUCAAAUGGGUGGUAUGUCUCCUUGGAACUAUGGUAACUUUUACUUAGGAAAUACUACUAUGCAAAUGGUGCCAUACAUGCAACGAAAAUUAGCCAAAUAUGCUAUGCGACAAGGAAUGGGUGGUUUCGGUGGUGCCUGUAUGCCUAUGAUGCCCUGCAUGCCAAUGAUACCUUGCAUGCCAUCGUGCGCUAUGCCUAUGGCUUCACCUAUGAUGGCAAUCGCAGCACCAUUACCUGUUGCUUAUAAUCCAUGUGUUCAGGGAAGGUAUCCUGUAGUGACGGCAAAUGCAGCCAAUUUCAUGACACCCUCGUCGUUUAUGUCUGCUCUAACAACGGGCCCAAUGCCUUAUCGACCACCGGCAUCCUUUGAUUUACCGAAUAACAUUGGCAUGGUUAUGACUGUUCCCUAUGGCGCACCGAAUCCUCUACUUGCCACACCUACAUUUGGCGGUUUUCAACCGCAAUUCAAUGGUGCUGGCGGAUUCUCAUGCUGUUGUAACUACUGUACACCUUGCGCACAACCAUUACCACCUGCUAUCACUUAUUACCCACGUCCAGUAUCUGUUCCCCAACCAUGUCCUGUUCCAUGUCCAGUACCAGUUCCCAUUCCUAAUGUUCAGCAGGUACCAGUUCCCAGACCUGUUACUGUUGUUGCGCCGCCGAUCGUUGCUAGUUGUAAUCAACCUCUAAGCAUACCUGCUGGAGCACCAUUAUUGCCAUCGCAAGGUGGAUUUACACAAAACGGAUUUGGUCAAACAUUAGUCAUGCGGUCAAAUGAUUCAACAUCGGAAACAGCAUCGGUCACAUCUGAUCAGUCCAAGCGCGAAACACCCGUUCCGAAAACGGAUAAAGAUAUGCGUCGUAAGAGGGCCCAAGAAAUAGCUGCCAGUCUGUCUAAUCUUGGACUGAAUACUAGUGUAAGAACGGAAACGACCUCAAGUAGACGCAAAAAUCGACCGCACUCAAAAUACACUUCCUGUAACUUUGAUUCCUUAAACCUUUCGAAUGCAAAGGAUCUCUACGGUUCCGACUGGUUAACAUCCGAUGCGUUAGCCGAUAUUCUUAAUAAAUCCAAAUACAAUCGACAUAAGAAAUCAACUGUACGUCAUUCCCGCUCACAUCACCAUAAAAGUUCACUUCGAUCCGACCAUGAUUGUGCUGCUCGUCAACAGGAACAACUUGAUCUACUCACUUAG